This is a messenger RNA of Desarmillaria tabescens, 2546 nucleotides long. Its product is annotated as fungal-specific transcription factor domain-containing protein. The record is from RefSeq and is a predicted model, not a curated record. Lineage: Eukaryota; Fungi; Basidiomycota; Agaricomycetes; Agaricales; Physalacriaceae. Gene Ontology annotation, molecular function: DNA-binding transcription factor activity, RNA polymerase II-specific; zinc ion binding; DNA binding. Gene Ontology annotation, biological process: DNA-templated transcription; regulation of DNA-templated transcription. The coding region runs from base 284 to 2401 and encodes 705 amino acids. The transcript is spliced from 15 exons.
CCGAAGGAAGCUCGAAAUAUGUCUAAUUAGACCAUGAAGGCCUUUUGCAUUUCUUCCAAGUCCUUUACUUGCCUCGUAGCCUUCACAACGUCAGUUUCCGGUGCCCAGCGCCUUUCGACGAGAUGGAAAGCCUGAAAGAUAGAUUUGAUCGAAGUUCUGGCCCUGGAAUCCAUGUGGAUGAUUGUUGUGAUUCAUACCUUUUCGUGAUAAUUGGGUUUUGGCAGGACGAGUUGGAUCUCCUGCCUUGUUCUCACCCCCGGACCUUACUUCAUCUUCGACCACAAUGAUGCGCAAGGGCGAGUCUUCAAGUUCGGGGGCUGCUGCUACUGUCAAGAAGCGCCGCAUGCCACGGGCAUGCGAUAUGUGUAAACGAAAGAAAGGUGACAGCGAGCAGAUGCCCGGAAAACGAUGCACGAAUUGCAUCAGCUUCAAUUACACAUGCACACAUGUCGAAGCCUUGAAUGAGAUGACAUACUGUACUAGCUAUGUGCAGCGACUUGAAAGACGGCUCAGAAAACUGGAGUUGCUGUUCCAACAAUUUUUACCCGAUGUCGACAUCGACACCGAGCUAACCGAAGGUUCCACUGACGAGGAACCGUCCAGUUCCAAAGUUGGACGGACAGAGUAUGACCAAAGCGUGUCAGCUCUCAGCAAGGACAUGAGUAGGCUUCUCUCAGUGUCCCCAGAACAACGCUUCUUUGGAAAAUCUAGCGGCAUCCCUUACAUUCCCUUGAUCAUGCAAAAGAGGGCUCAAUACCUCGGCAAGGAAAAGGUAGAUCCGAUGAAUCAAGCCUUAUUCAUGAAACGACGAGAACAAUUUUGGGAUGCCCAAUCAUACUAUUCUCUAAGAAUAGACGACUCCCUACCCGAUUAUCUCUUCCCUGAGGAAGAUCUCAUGCUGUCCCUGAUAGAUCUCUAUUUUACCUAUCACAACUGCUACCUGCCCCUUUUGCAUCGGCCCACAUUCGAGAAUGACAUGAGCACCGGCUUACAUCGGAGCGAUUAUAUGUUCGCGGGGACCCUGCUUCUAGUAUGUGCUCUUGGCGCUCGAAACUCGGAUGAUCCACGAGUCUUUUACGGAUGCAACGGGGAGGCGGGCUGGCAGUGGUUUGAACAGAUAACGCCGUUUCGGUCAUCAUUGCAAGAUCGAAGCACCACAACCCUUUACGAGCUUCAGAUACACUGUCUAUCAUCAUUGUACCUGGAGUCAGUAGGCCUCUGGGAGUCAGUUUGGACACAAGUGGGCUUGGCGUUACGCUUGGCCCAGGAUGUCGGGGCGCAUAUGCAUCGCAGUAACCCUCCAAAUGCCAGAGAUGAACUGUGGAAGCGCGCAUUUUGGGUCCUCAUGUUCCUCGAUGUAUCACUAGCGUGCCUUCAUGGACACGCAGUAACCCUUCACUACGAAGAUUUCGACCUCGACUUUCCACUCGAAUGUGAUGACGCGUUUUGGAGCCAUCCGGAUUCUUCGCAGAAUUUUACUCAACCACCCGAGCAACCCAGCGAGAUCUCCUUUUUCGUGUAUCUGCUAAAAUUAGUGAAUAUCAUGAGCUACGUCAAGGAUAUCAUUUAUUAUACUAGGAAACCGCUCAUGGUCAUUGGUGGCCAGCGCCGCCCUCCUGAAACAGAAAUUGUAUCCAACCUCGACUCAGUCCUAGAUCGGUGGGUGCAAUCUAUCCCCGGCCACCUACGAUGGGAUCCCAGCCGGAAGGAGCAGCUCUUCUUCAACCAGUCUGGAUUUUUAUACAUAACUUAUCAAUACACCCGAAUAUUGCUGCACAGACCCUACAUACCGCGGACCUUUGACAGCAAAAUCACUUCGACUCUAUACCCUUCAGUUGCGACCUGCGUGGAAGCGGCGAAUAAACGGAGAGGAUACAUCCAGUCAGCUUUCGUGAAUUCGGUUACUCUGACGCUUCUGCUGAUUGUUUGGAGUGGACAUAGUCCUGGCAGUGAUCCACUCAUAAGCAGAGAAAUGCAGAACGUGGACAUAUGUUCGGAGUUGGCUUCUUCCGAAAUGCCCAAUGUCGUCCCCCAGUCCGCAAGUUUUGCGCAGCCGACAAUACACAAAAAGCGUCCUCGAGAGGUCCCUCCGCCCGAGAUCCCUAUGCAGACCCCGUUUUCCUAUCCGGUACAACUUCAGCCACCGCCGCAAGAGUUUAUAUCCCCUGAUCCAUGGGCGUCUCAGCUCACGUUGGAGACGGAACCACCAAUAUCAUACGCAUCGUCAACAUCAGAAUCUACAGCAUACGUACCAUCGACAGAGUAUGAUCCGCUGGUCACUUAUGCGCAGGAUCCUAUUGGUUAUACACAGGCUCCUCAACCAUACUUCCCCGACAUAUGGUCAACAGAAGUAAACUCUGACUUUAACUUGGAGUCUUUCUUUUAUCACUCAAAUCAUUGAUGGAAACCCCGCAAUCUGUACGAUUAUCUCAUCUAGAUUCUGUAUAUUAGGAAGGACUAUGUAUGCCCUGUAUUGUAUUACUGUAGCAGAUUCCACUCUCGAACGUCUGACGCUGUGGCUGAUUCUUCACAGCGCUGUCGGUCCU